AUGUCUAACCCCGAAGAUUUCAAGUUCACCUUGAAAGCCAUUAUAAACAAGCAAAAGACUAAGGUUCUUUAUGUGGAGGCAGAUGGCGAUUUCGCAGAUGUUUUGUUGAGCUUCCUGACGUUGCCAUUGGGGACUAUUGUCCGAGUCUUGAAUAAACACUAUGGUGAUAAGGCCCCUGUUGUAGGAAGCUUAACCACUUUGUAUAAUGGCUUACGCAAUUUGGACAAUGACCUUUUCUUGUCAGAGGACUGUAAGAACCUGCUGCUCAACCCGAUAAGGUCGUCCGAGGUCGAAUGUCGUCUGUUGAAAAUCAACAUUGACGACAUGCCGCCCACAACAUACUUCAAAUGUGGAGGCAAAAAUUGUUGGUUUAGUAAAUUUCCGAAUGUGAUCAUGUACUUCAGUGGAUUGAAAUGCGAUUGCGGAAAACCAUUGGACAAAAAAAUUUACUCUCACAUGGACGAUGGUGGUGGCGGGGUGUUUAUUACAAGUAAAGCAUCCUUAAUCAUUACUGAUGAUCUUCAAAUAUUGCCUAGCGUGACGAGUAGUGUUGUGCAAAUUCUCCUCAACUUGGGCAUUACAGAUACAAUCGGGAUCGAGGAAAGGAGUGUAACUUUCGGAUUCAAUGAGAUAAUGGAUUUGCUGAAGGGGUCAUUAGUUUCCCGGGCACCAUUAACUGAACUUGUACUCAGUGAAAAACCAAUGAACCAUGUUGCAAUGAAGUGCGAUAUAGGUGUCCUACCAGUUGAUCUGAUCAAGAAACAGAUGGAACCUUUCGGUGCUAAGAAAAUGGCUGUGAAAGUCAUUGUAUCGGCUAAUAAAUUACUGUUUGCUGAAGUCGAUGGUGAUUUUGUGGAUUUCCUAUUUAGCCUGCUGUCUCUCCCCUUAGGAAUGGUUGAGUGCCUAUUGGGCUCUGUCACUUGUCUUACAAAUACAGACAAUUUGUACAGAAGUGUAGCGAAUAUGAGAAACGACAAGUACUUGAAGAACAAAUACGAAACGAAAGCCCAGCUACUGCAGCCUCACAUACCAUUAUGUUACUAUUCGAAAUGGCAAGAAAAAUAUGUAAAAGGACCAACUAUGUAUAUGGUGACAGACGAUUUAAAUGUGACUCCAUUGUCUUCAACAUUGGGCCUUUCCGUUUUAAAUAGACUCAAAAUCCCGUUGUCCGAAGUCAAGGAACUCAAGCUGGUUGUUGGUAUGGAAGAGGCUCUGGGCAUACUGAAAGCGUCUCUGACUUCGUCUCGCGCCUUAACCGAUGGCCUCCUCAAACCAUUGUUAAGGAAACAACAGAAGCAAAAGGGAUGA
Messenger RNA from Striga hermonthica, 1308 nucleotides. Lineage: Eukaryota; Viridiplantae; Streptophyta; Magnoliopsida; Lamiales; Orobanchaceae. The record is from the annotation of a GenBank genome assembly.